Molecule: messenger RNA, 1891 nt
Organism: Musa acuminata subsp. malaccensis (wild Malaysian banana)
Lineage: Eukaryota; Viridiplantae; Streptophyta; Magnoliopsida; Zingiberales; Musaceae
Product: probable pectinesterase/pectinesterase inhibitor 12
Biological process (GO): cell wall modification
Molecular function (GO): pectinesterase inhibitor activity; pectinesterase activity
Source: RefSeq, a predicted model, not a curated record
CUCUGAGCCAUGGCCUUACCUUGCUUGGAUCUCACAUGGCUUCUUCUCUCACUUGGUCACUGUUUCUGGCUUCUCUCCUCUUCCUUUUCACUCUCCCUUCACCCACAUUGUCUUCCGAUGUCGUCUCCAGUUCUGGGAAUACCAAUGCAGAAAGCUCUGUCCGUGAUCUAUGCCGGUCCACCCCAUACCCCGCCGCCUGCCUCGACUCCCUGAAGCUGUCCGUUUCCAUCACCAUCAACCCCUCCGUCCUCUCCCUGGCGCUCCGCACCCUCCAGGCCGCCAUCUCGGAGGCGGCCAAGCUCUCCUCGGUCCUCUCCUCCGCCGGCCGCCCCGGCGCCGUGGUCGAGUCCCAGCGCAGCUCCCUCCAGGACUGCCAGGAGCUGCACCAGAUCACCGUCGCCUCGCUCCGGCGCUCGGCCGGCCUCGUCAAGCCCGAGGCCCGCAAGCUCGCCGACGCCCGGGCCUACCUCGCCGCCGCGCUCACCAACCGGGCCACCUGCCUUGAGGGCCUCGCCGGCGCCCGGGGCCCGCUCAAGGCCACGCUUGUCGACUCCUGGCUCGCCGCCUACGCCCACGUCAGCAACUCCCUCUCCCUCGUCGCCCGCUCCGGGGGCCGCAAAGGGCGGCGGCUCUCCUCCGCCCGCCCCUUCCGCAGCCGCGGCGGCGGGGGGUUCCCGGCGUGGGUCGGCCGGAGGGAGCGCCGGCUGCUGCAGGACGGGGACUACGGGGACGUCGACCCCGGUUCCGUGGUCACGGUGGCCGCGGACGGAACGGGGAACUUCACGACAUUGGGGGAGGCGGUGGCCUGGGCGCCGAGCAACUCCGACGACCGCACCAUCAUCCUGGUGCGGGCGGGGGUGUACGAGGAGCACGUCGAUAUCCCCAGCGACAAGACCAACAUCGUCCUCAUCGGCGACGGCAGCGACGUCACCGUCAUCAGAGGCAACCGAAGCGUCGGCGACGGCUGGACCACCUUCCGAUCGGCCACCGUCGCGGUGUCCGGUGAAGGGUUCCUGGCACGAGACAUCACGUUUCAGAACGUCGCGGGGCCGAGGAAGGGCCAGGCAGUGGCGCUCCGGGUGAACGCCGACCUGGUGGCGCUGUACCGCUGCGUCAUGGACGGGUACCAGGACACGCUCUACGUCCACUCCUUCCGCCAGUUCUACCGGGAGUGCGACGUCUACGGGACCGUGGAUUUCAUCUUCGGCAACGCCGCGGUGGUGCUCCAGGCCGGCAAAAUCGUGGCCAAGAUGCCCAUCCCCGGGCAGUCCAACGUGAUCACAGCGCAGUCCAAGGACGACCCCAACGAGGAUACGGGCAUCUCGAUACAGAACUGCACCAUAGUGGCGUCGCCGGAGCUUGCUUCCAGCAACGUGAUAGUGAAGACCUUCUUAGGCAGGCCGUGGAAGAACUACUCGACGACGGUGUACAUGGAGUCGUACAUCGGCGGCCUGGUGGAUCCGGCGGGGUGGAAGGAGUGGUCCGGCGACCAAGGACUCGACACGUUGUAUUAUGGGGAGUACAUGAACAGCGGGCCGGGAUCGCCGACCGACAAUCGGGUCACCUGGCCGGGGUUCCUUGUUAUGGAUUACGACGACGCCUACAGCUUCACGGUCUCGGAGUUCAUCUACGGGGAUGAGUGGCUGGAGUCUACUUCAUUCCCUUACGACGAUGGCAUCUGAUUCUUUAGCGUAGUUGUGGUUUCUUCCUACUGUAAAUAACGUGAUUUGGGCCGACAAAGAAGAGAAAACGAAGGAAAUAGAAAGAAAUCAAGAUGGUGUUUGUAGAGAUGAACUAUGACUUAGGACAAUCGAUGGUGGAAGACUCUUAUCCUGUUAGAAAAAGAAUCAAUGUUGGCAAUAAAUGAUAUCAUGUCGGCCGUAUUACUUUC